UUUCAUUCUCACAAACCUAUCUUUGUAAACACAUAUAGAAAUGUAUUUUGGUAAUUUUGGUGAGCAAUGCGUGAAAAACAGGAUUUUGCCUAAAAAAUAGUAAAAGCUUGCAAAUAUGGCGCUGUACGUGAAGCAGGACUUCUCUCCGCCAGUGCUAUCUAGAAAAUGGGUUCUCAUGAAGUUCAGACCAAAUAUGCUCCUAUACAGCCGUCAACACAUACUCUCGAUCCUGGAGAGCGGGCUGCUGUUCCGGGAAGACAGCAUCGAGGUGGAGCAGGAGUCUCCGGGUGCUGCGGAGGUGUGGCUGGCGGCAGGGGGCGGGGCCUCCGGCUGGCUCACGCGCGGGGAGCGUCUCGCCUCUGUUGUUGCUGUCUCCCUCUGCGUUGCGAUGUUCCCUCCUAGAGCCAUGAACCGGUCGGCGCUGGCGUACGUGGCGGCGUACGCGGCGCUGCCGCUGGCGCUGCGCGCGGCGCACCGGCGCGCGGGCGGCGGCGCGCUGGCGGCGCUGCUGCGCGCCAUGCGCGGGUACCUGCAGCUGGCGCGCCGCGCCGCCGCCUGCCUGCGGGAGUGCGCCGCGCUGCGGGCGCAGCUGGGGUCAGUAUCAUCAGUGAUCGAGUCAACGCGCACGAUGCUAUGCCGGCAGCAGUCAGAGUUGGCUGUGACGAUGUCUCGCGCGUCGUCCGCGCUGCUUGGCAACGCGCCCUGGCUGCGUAGUGACGUCGCUUGGGACGCUGUGGACAGGGGCGACGAUGACAACCUUAUAAAAAUCCACCAUGCGUUUUUAGUUGUACAGUCUACUUUGCUGAAGCACAUAGCAAUGGCUCACUAUAUACCCUCAAUACACGCUCAGAAGCUGUACAGAAACCUUAACGAGCGCAUAUACUGGAUCCACAACACUCUAAUACGCCAUCUGACAGACGAGUUCACGGAAAAUUACGAGGCUCUAGAGAGAAUGUACCGGCUUUUGAAAAACUACGGAAACGCCGACCAAAGCGUGACCAAAAAACCAGGUUCAGCCAUAAAUGAUACUUGGACGUACUCCGACGUACAUUCAGACGUGGCCAGAGCUAACCUAGAACUUAAAUUAGCCCUUAAUAAAUGUAACAAUCUUGAUGCUUUCUUAGACUCCUGCGCACUACAUAAACAGGAGAUAGACUUAGAAAUGUUAAAUAAAGAUAUUGACAACUUAAUAGGGCAUAUUACUAAGUCUUUGUCGACGGCGCAAUCGUCGCAACUUCGCCUUAAGAAGUUACUCAUGAAGUUCGGGCCUAAGGAGGCGCAAACUUUGACAGAAGUUUUGAUUGAGAACGACAAGAAUAUUUUGAAAAUCGAAGACCGCGAACCGGAAGCGAGAGACGAAGUUUUUUACUUCGUCAAAACUGAGGACGAUGAAGAUCGCGUUCAGCCUAGUGGUGACAUUAGCACGGGGCCGGGGAAAAAGGAAAAGGAAACGACGAAAAUAGUAUUGAAUGAGUUAAGAAGGAAAUUAGUCGGAAGAGAAGAUGUUAUGAGGGAACGCGAACGGCAAGCGCUUGCGAAAACCAUGCCAGAACUAAAAGACAAAGUACCAGAAUUCCCGAGACAAAUAAAAAUAGAAGAGUACCUAGAACGCAAAGGGUACAUCACAAAAAUACCCAAGAAGACAUCAAAAAGGAGAUUGUUUAAGAAAUACAAAAUACAAUCGCCAAAACCGAGCACUUGCAGUUUAAAAAACAAUUACAAAUUAAAUAAAAAGAAGUUCGACAAUGAAAGCGAUAUAAAAUCUCCUUCGUACGAAGCGAACUCAAUAUUGAACGCGAAGAGCAAAAUUAUUACUUUUUGUAAAAAUAAAAACGAUACAUUUAUAACAGAAUGGCAUAAGAACUCUUCUAAACAAGAUACAUUGGAGUUUAGCGAUUUAUCGGACGGUUUAAGCGACGUUGAAGGCGGUGCUGUGAAUAAAAAUAUUAAUCAAUCGAUAAACGAAUCCAUUUUGAAGAAUAACACAAAACAAAAUGGCGACGCUCGUAACUUUACGUUUACGAAGAAAGAUUUGGAACUAUCGCCGUCGUCGACAGAUUCCGAGAGUGAUUUCGAAUUGUACAAAGAAAGGCAGAUAGCGUUGUUGAAAGACGUGAGGAAACACAGAGCGGCUAGACGGAAGAAUUUCCCUGAUAAAAGAGCAGUCAAGCCACAAGAGAGGCCCGAGGUGGUGGAUGAGGGCCUCCGCCCCGUCGAGUACAGCUUCGGCGCAGGGCUCGCCAUGGCGUCGGUGCUGCAAGUCAACAGCAGCGCUCGCUUCCCCAACUUGGCCCAAGAAGAAGUGUUCAUUGGAGAUGGAGAGGUCUCCGAAGACAGCGGAAAUGAUGAGGACGCCUAGCUGAGAAUAAGGCCGGGUUUCCACUGACGCGGAGAUGGGCGGAGAAGAGCGGAGAUGUGCGGAUUUGACCAAUCACAGCGUUCGAGAGAGCGAAAAACGAAGACACUCUGUCACUCUCUCCCUCACGGUGAUUGGUCGAUUCCUGUACAUCUCCGCUCAUCUCCGCGUCAAUGGAAACGGAGCCUAACCCUUAUUAGUACAUCAAGCUCAAAUUUAGGUGGCAGAAUUGGGGGUUAAAAAGGCCACAUCAAAACAAUUCACCUAAAAAAACAUUUGUUUGCAUUGCGCACUUACUUUUUUAUGCGCAAACGUCAAAUUGUCAAAUCGUCAGAUGUAAACGGACCCUGUGAAAACGGGAUAAUGCUAGUGAGAUGGUCCUUAUUUGCCUUCCAAAUUUUGCAGUCUAUCAUUUCUUAACAUGUCGGCAUUUCUUCCAAUGAUAAUAAUUAUGGUCUAAUAGGCAACGCAUUUUUUGUUCCUUAUUUGAUAUAUUAAGCAUAAUUAAUUAUUCAAUAAAUUAUAUCUAGUCGAAAACAUUAUUUCGAUAUUCGAUUAUAAAUAUUUUCUAUUAAAAUAAUAAUAAUAAUUAUUAAAAUAAUAAAUUUCUUACUAUUAACUGUGAAUAAUGUUGUGUAACAAUUGGUAUGAUCGUGAAUAAUUUUAAUAAAUAUUAAUUUUAUGUUUAUUAUUGCUAUUA
This is a messenger RNA of Pectinophora gossypiella (pink bollworm), 3056 nucleotides long. RefSeq lists its product as uncharacterized. The transcript has 7 exons. The coding region runs from base 116 to 2359 and encodes 747 amino acids. The record is from RefSeq and is a predicted model, not a curated record. NCBI's taxonomy places the organism in Eukaryota, Metazoa, Arthropoda, Insecta, Lepidoptera, Gelechiidae.